Molecule: messenger RNA, 7483 nt
Organism: Cottoperca gobio
Lineage: Eukaryota; Metazoa; Chordata; Actinopteri; Perciformes; Bovichtidae
Gene: shc1
Product: SHC (Src homology 2 domain containing) transforming protein 1
Exons: 12
Coding region: 3687-5477 (596 amino acids)
Biological process (GO): cell surface receptor protein tyrosine kinase signaling pathway; intracellular signal transduction
Cellular component (GO): plasma membrane
Molecular function (GO): receptor tyrosine kinase binding
Source: RefSeq, a predicted model, not a curated record
CCUCCGUGUCGUAUUUCAGAAGUAAAGGGUUUGUGUAGUUGUUUAUACCGUUAUUAGGAAAGUGAUUAUUGCUUUUUUGAAAUAAUAUCUGACGUACAGUUUUACAUGUUGGAGUCAGUGCAUGCAGUCGAAAUGGGAUGUCAACAUUGAUUGGGUGUUAUGGCUGCCGUGACGCCGGUCAAACUUUGUUAAUUUCCUGAAACCUAUUGAUCUUUCUGAGUCUUUUAGCUUUUCCUCCUGUUGGCUGAAAAACAAGCUCUAAUGUGGAGCCUUUGAUGCAGCAACUAAUUGCUGUCAUGUGAUUUGACAAAGCAGUUAUCUCUUUGUCUGAAGAUUUCUGCGGUUGUCGGGACUUCUCAGUAUAUAUCCUCCGCAGGCAUCUCUUUUAAUGUCUGUUGCCAUAGCAACGGGCAGCAGCUGCAGACAGAGCAAGAUGUAAAGUUCUUUUUUUCUUGUCUCACCUUUGAAAACCGGUGCUGUUCAAAUGUGUAUAUUUAGUAGAUAAAAAACCAGUAGACUUGAUAAGUGCAUGGUUGUUUGCAGGGUGUUUUCCUUAGACAGGGUGUUUUUUCUUUACUAGACAGUCUUUGUCUACGCGGAGCGCGGCAGUCUCCGAGAAUCAGGGUUGUUUCAGGUCACCUGUCUCCCCCUCCCCAUUCUGUGUGUUAGUCUUGUGCGAGUCGCCGCAGCCCCGCUUGUCCUGAUCUCACCUUUUAUCAACGGCAACUACCACCUUCAUCAGUCAUGCUGAUGUGCCAUUAUCAGGAAUGACUGGAUAAAUGAGAUUAUCACACUGGUGUCACUCUGUGCAGCUGGCCCGCCUUCAGGCCACUAAUCACUGAUCAUUAGUUGUGCUGCUUGUGACAGUCUGUUCCUUUUUUGCUCUCUGUGUGUAGGUGACUCAGGAUUUAUCCUCAUGUAGAGGGUCAUUUUCUCUGCAGUCACCUGACCUACACUGUGCUCUGUGCACUAAAACAUUCUCAGGCACAGCUAAGGUUAAGUCUGCUCAUAGAGCAUUUCAGCAUCCCUGUGUGUAAUAAGAACACAGCUGGAUUGUUCUCUAUAUUGUCUCUAAGAACUUCUCCCUCUCAAGACUAACUUGUGUUGUUAUUAGAGGUGCGAUUGUGUUGGCGAUUGUGUGGCAUACUUCUUUACUGAUUUCUGGCAGUGGGUGAGUGUGACUGGAUCCUCCAUGGUGCUUUUUGGCCAAGACCAGAUGGAUGACUAGGUAGAAUUGCUAGACAAUCCCUCUGUGGUGCUAGACUGGUGUAGGCGACUGUUCCUUUGCCAUGCAGUCAGCGCCCACUACAAGCUGGUGGAAAGUUCAACCUCCUCACUUGGCGUCACUGAAACAUCGUUGCCAAUUUUACAACGUCGUGUAAGUGGUGUAGGCAAAGUAGCGUAAAUCUUGCUCUCUUUUCCAGGGAGUAAUAGUCAAGAUGUUUUAAAUAUGACAGGUGUGUAAACAGCUGCUGCAGGACUGUAGGUGUAGCCUUACCUUCUACUGAGGUCAAACUGCUGCAGAUUUUUUUUGUUUGUGGGACACUGCGAGAGACUGUUCCAGUAAACACACUGUUGUUUGCCUUCUAGGUUGGACUAUGCAGAAUACGAGAUGUUUCGUGGCGUCUGUACAGUAGUACGUAAUAGAACUUGAGAGCUGACCUGCUGCUUGAUAAGCCCUGCCUUAGAUAAAGAAGGAAGCGGUUCCAGAGUAUGUAACACUUGGCUUGUUCAUAUCAUAUGGGGCUGUGUCAACACUCUCAGGUAACUGACUAUAGUCUGGGCUUUUUAUUGUGAACCAGGCAGUGUUAAGGUAACAGUGUGAGAAGAGAGGUGCAAAGAACAAAUUCAACACGGUGCAGUUUUAAUUGAGCUUCUCCAGCUUGGUGAGUGAGUUCACGUUCAACUCUGACGAGCCUCCGUAACCAUUCAGGGAACCCUGGGUUGAGAGCUCAAAGCAGACAACUCAGGUCUCAUUACCAUCAUAACAAACCCACCGGUAGUCGUCAUCAGCCAAUGACCUACAUUCUCUGGUGUUACAUCACCACCGUGCUACUGCAGUGUGUGUCACUGUACCAGACACAGACAUCUCAGACUCAACCUACCACUAUCUAAUGGUGCUCCAUAAAAAAAUAAACUAACCAAGGUGACCAGUCUUAGGAAACACACCUGAACCAAGGCAGCCUCACUUGUUUUAGCCAUAUCAGGAACUUCAGUCAGGAACGGGCCCAACUCUGCCGGCCCUGUCUUAAGUACUAACUAUUUUCUUUCUCUUUUCUACUGGUGUAUAAAUAGGUGACAAUGCCGAGCCUCUAGCCACACCUAAUCUUAAAGUUAGAGAGGCAGGAAGACGGUGCUCACCAUUAAUAUAUUAGACAGAGGGACUGUUAAACCUGACAGCCUGGAGAACGGGCGAGCAUACGAGGGAGGGGGAGAGGGGGAGCGAGAGAUCAUCUGGAAGAGGAGAGAGGAAGUGGUGGCGAGGGAGAGGGCGGAGGCGUUGGAGAGACAGAGACUGGCAGAGUACAUCGUGUGGAGGAAGAGAGAGGGCUUCCAGGAGAAGAGAGAAGGCAGAGAGAAGGGAGGAAAGAGUGCAGAGAGCGAGAACGGGGCUGUGCCAGAAGUAAUCUGGAAGAGGAGAGAAGAAGAGGAAGAAGGAGACGCAGGGAGAGAGAGUGCCAGGGCCAUUCAGAGAGGACAUGAAACCAUUUGGAGGAAGAGAGAGAGGGAGUAAAACAGGAAUCCGUGGAAAGAUUUGAGAGUACAAUGCACUUGAAAAGUAGGUGUUAAAGAAAGCGUGCUGCGUUGGAUACCAGCCAUACAUCAGUAAGCCUCCUCUCUCCUUAGCAGUUCUGGGCUUUAUUGAGCUCUGCAGGUGCUCACUGUAGUAUCGAACAAUUGGCGCUGUGCAUUGUGUGUGUGUCGCUAACGUGUUCGUGCGCAAAGCCCCCUUUGCAAUCCCCUCGUUGGCCGCUAAUAGGAUUUUUAUAGGCUUGUGUCAAAUAGGAUAGAGCUGCCAAGGGGAGCUGCUUCACACUUGCAUGCAUGUGCACACUUCAACACACACACACACACACAGAUAAUCUAAGAAGCAUUGUGGGCAGGGAAGGUUUAUACUGCCUCACACACAUGUAAACACAUCACGUACAAGAGCGCACCCCUCAGUGCAAAGACACGAGGGGGGCGUUGAGAGACACUUGUGCUGAUUCUCCACGGUGCUGCCGACAGCUGGAUAACUAACCCUCACUGAGUUUUACAUUAUGGCAAAAACACCAAGCUGAACACUUUUGUGAAGGUCGUGUCAUCCCCAGUCUCUGGGAACACAAUGAACAUUGAUGCAGAUUUAAGUGAACUGAUGACAACAUGAUCUGCACUGGUGCACUGAAAACAAACGUUUUCCAUCUGCAUUCUACCAUUAACUGGGACAUCCCACUUUUCCUCUGCGCCUUCUCUCAUUCUGCUGUCACCGAGGGUAAAGCCGUUUUUGAAGCAGUUUGGUUUCGGCCGCCUGGUAAAGAGAGGACAGACAACCAGACAGAUGGAUGCCGCUCUUACGCUGAGGGAGACAGACAGAUGGCUGUGUGUCCUUUUAGAGAAAAACUUUGAAUACUGAGACAAAGAGACUUUGAUUGAAAGCCUGUGUAGACUUGUGCGGAUAUAAAAAAAACUGACACUGCAGAUUCAUUAUGGAGCUUGUCCCAAAAACCAAGUACACCCACUUUCGGAGUGAAUCUCUGAGCUCGACUGAUGAAACAAACUCCAAUCCAUCGUCGUUCCCUCCUUCCAGUCCUGCCACCCCGCUCACUCCCUCCCCUGGUCUACCUUCUUCUCUCUCCUCCUCGUCUCUCACUCCCAUCUUGCCCCCCUCUUCUCCCCGCCAGGCUGAGAACAGCCCCACCACCCUGUGCUCCUUCUUUCCCAGGAUGGGAUCCCUUCGCCUGGGUGUCUCUGCCACUCUUCUCCCGGGACUCAAGGCCUCAAGCAGGCACCAGCCGCCUCAUGCGCCUGUUGAGUCCUCUGGGGACGACAGAAGCCGCUCCAGCUCCUCCCCUCCGUUUCCUCACCAAAUUCCCCCUUUAACCGCUCCUUUCCCCCCUCCCCGACCUCCUCUGCAGGACAUGAACCGGCUGGGAGGGCCGUCCAGGAGGGCACGCGUGGAAGGAGGGCAGCUGGGAGGAGACGAGUGGACGCGCCAUGGCUCCUUUGUCAACAAGCCCACCCGCGGCUGGCUGCACUCCGACAGUGUGGUCAGCACCACCGGUGUUUCCUACAGUGUGCGGUACAUGGGUUGUGUGGAGGUGCUCCAGUCAAUGCGAGCGCUGGACUUCAACACCAGAACUCAGGUCACCAGGGAGGCGAUCUCUGUGGUGUGCGAGGCCGUGCCCGGAGCCAAAGGAGCCCAGCGCAGGAGAAAGCCUUCUUCUCGCUGUAUGACAUCUAUCCUGGGGAAGAGUAACCUGCAAUUUGCCGGCAUGACAAUCAGCCUCACCAUCUCCACCAGCAGCCUCAACCUGCUGGCCGCAGACUGCAAACAGAUAAUCGCCAAUCAUCACAUGCAGUCCAUCUCCUUCGCCUCUGGAGGAGACCCAGACACGGCUGAGUACGUAGCAUAUGUGGCCAAAGACCCAGUCAACCAGAGAGCUUGUCAUAUCCUGGAGUGCUCAGAGGGUUUAGCCCAGGAAGUCAUCAGCACUAUCGGCCAGGCCUUUGAACUGCGUUUCAAACAGUACCUAAAGAACCCACCAAAACUGGUCACACCUCAUGACAGAAUGGCUCCGUUUGACGGCUCUGCAUGGGAGGAAGAAGAUGAUGAGGCUGCUCCAGCUCCUGACGUCCCUUACUAUAAUAAUUUCCCUGGAAAACAGCCUCCCCCUGGUGGACUGAUUGACAUGAGGACCCGCCCAGGUGCCACGCUGCCUUAUGGACAGCCAGGCCAGAAUGACAUCCACAAGCAGCCUCUGCCGCCUAUACCAGUGGGUGCCAAAGAAGGGACACGAGAACUGUUUGAUGACCCUUCAUACGUCAAUGUGGACAAACCCCGUCCCCCAGUGUCAGCUAAUGGAAACGCUCACAGAGAUGCUUUUGACAUGAAGCCGUUUGAUGAUGCCCUGGGAGUCUCCGGGCACGGCGGCCCAAACUCGGUGACCACAGCGCCCCCUCUGGUGGAGCAGUUGCAGUGCGAGGCCUGGUUCCACGGUAGCUUAAAUCGCAGAGAAGCAGAGAGGCUGCUGACCCGCGAUGGAGACUUCCUCGUGCGAGAGUCUGGGACCACGCCCGGACAGUACGUCCUCACGGGUCAGCAGGGAGCUCAGCCCAAACACCUGCUACUAGUCGACCCAGAAGGAGUGGUCCGUACAAAAGACCAUCGGUUUGAAAGUGUGAGUCACCUGAUCAGUUACCACAUGGACAACAGACUCCCCAUCGUGUCAGCUGGAAGCGAAGUGUGUCUGCAACAGCCAGUAGAGCGCAGGGCCUGACGCUACACGCACCAAUGAAAUACUCCACCGAAUAUGCACACACACACACACUCCUGCAGCAAUUCAACACAAGACAAACGCAUCUUCAUAGGAUAUAAUAUACACAGCAACACUACACUUCACACAGACGCGUACAUAUGUAUACAAUAAUAUAUAUAUAUGCAUAGACCAUUGCAAAGAAAGCCAAAAAAAGAAGAAAAAUGUAAAAUAACUCACUUGCUGCUGUUGCUACAUAUCCCUCUCCUUUCUGAAAGCCAAACUGUGACCUGCGGUCUUCGACAACAACUAUCAGGCGCAUCUCUCCACAACGGAGAAGCACUGCUGCAAUUUCUCAACAGCCUACUGUGAACCAGGGAGAAGCCCUUCGCUCAUUUUAGAACAGGGCAGAAAACAAAUACAUUUUCUUUUUUAAUAAGGAAAAACAAAUAUAUUAACAUGCGAUUUAUGAAAAACAAAAAACACUUAACUAAUACAUGGAAUCUUGUACAAAGAAAAUAUCAGUGAGGAAAAGUGAAGAAAGGAGCAUAAAUGGGACAUUGAAUGAGAUUUGCAAGGCUUUUCAACAAAUGUUGUUUUAUUCAGGGAAAUGAUUUCCCUCCUCAGACUGUUGCUGGAGCAUAUUAGGCAAAACACAAACUGGAUGGUAGUGGUUCUUUGUUUCAGAGACUGACCCAGGCUCGGACAUAAACUCUUCACUUCAAGUGUCACUGGAGCACCUCAGCGGCAAACCUGACUUCAAAAAGAAAUUCUGCCUGGUGAAUAUGCAAAAAACGAGUUUGCUUCCAAUCUAAUCAGGAGAGCCACCCUGUCCCCAACCACUCCCCUUUUAAGGAGGUUUGAACUUUGACCCCUGGAGUGAUAUCUGGUGAUAAUGAAAGCCUGUAUGCAAAACUUGGGGGACUGCUAUGCCAAUGACGAUGUUCUUUUUUCUCUUUUUUUUUCUCCCACGACUGUUAUGUUGGGACUCUUGUUGGACAUUCUGAGUUGAGGAGGAUCUAAACAGCUGCACCUUCCUAAUCCCUCCGCAAACAUAGAUACACCUUCACACCACACACGGUCUGCACCACCUGUCAUGCCAAAGAACAUGAACUUGGUCGCUAACACGACUACUAUCAGCAGUUACUUGUCUCGUGUGCUUACAGACUUGGGAGCAGGUUUAGAUUCAGAUAUGCCUCUUAGAUUGGGCCUGUGAGGGUGAGAAGAGUCUAAGUGAUUGUGUUUUCAAUACAUAGUCAAAAAAGGAGAUCUUGAAAGUAAAUUGUGCGUUGAUGUCGCCCACAAACACAAUAACGAGUCCAUUUCGAGAAGCAUCAUUUUGACCUGUUGCUUUUCAUCGACGCCUUAGUAUGUGUUUGCACUGACAAUCUAUGGGUUAUAUCUUUACAGAGGAUUCUGACUGAAAGCAAAGGAGAGUAGUAAAAGAAGACCGCUUUAAACUUUGGCCAAUGAGAAAUGUCGAAGUGUCCGAGCAAUGAAUUUCCCUCUGCAAAAAAUGAUGCAAAAUAUGUCAUUGUAACUGGUUAGGUAAUUAUUUUUGUGUAUUGUGAUGUUGCUUUAUUUUUUAAACACUUGAGGGAAUAAUGUCCUUUAAAAAAAAAAAAGAAGAAGGAGAAAAAAACGACUUGUUUUGGGGGGUAACUGAAAAUAAGGACAUAAAUGUUUUUGGAGCGUUGCUAAUGUUAAGCCAAAUUGUUGCUCAUCAGUGUGCUGUUUUCACAAACGUUUGAGGAUCUGGGGGGGGGGGGGGGAGAGGUUCACGCUAUUGUUUCUCCUUUCCUCUUCCUCUUCUCCCUCAGUUCAUGAUGAUGAUGUUGUUUUUUAUAUCUUUUUAAUUGUGCCUUGUUUCUUCAAUGCAGUCACGUCACUUCAAUGCAGUCACCUUAUGUACUUAAUUCAAAUGUAGUGGACUGCAGGAGAAUCUUACACACGCCUCUCAGUUAAACAAAGACUCUGCAAAAAUGACACUCCAAUAAACACUCACGUACAGAACCAGUGAUGGCAAUCUC